Molecule: messenger RNA, 3943 nt
Organism: Mesocricetus auratus (golden hamster)
Lineage: Eukaryota; Metazoa; Chordata; Mammalia; Rodentia; Cricetidae
Gene: Usp49
Product: ubiquitin specific peptidase 49
Exons: 8
Coding region: 1688-3745 (685 amino acids)
Biological process (GO): protein deubiquitination
Cellular component (GO): cytoplasm
Molecular function (GO): cysteine-type deubiquitinase activity; zinc ion binding
Source: RefSeq, a predicted model, not a curated record
UGUGUGUGUGGUGUGUGUGUUGUGUUCAUCGUGUGAGGUCAGAGGUCAGCUUGCAGGAGCCUGUCCUCUUCUUCUAUGUGCACCCAGGGGAUGGGACGGGAAAGACAGGCUUAGCAGCAAGUGCAUUUACCCACUGAGCCGUCAUGCUUGUCCCUAGUCCUUUAGUAUCAGGGCAAGUGACAUCCCACAGCAGAGACCCAGUACUUCCAGUGCUAUCUUAAAACUGGUUUGGGUCUCAGAGAGCCUCUGAAAGGCUCUUCAGAUCCCGUGCACGCCCCUGGUAGCACAGACUUCAGGAACCGCAGGUGUACGUGUGCUCACAGUGGUGGGGCUGUUUCCUCCUAGCUAUUCUGAGCACCACGAAACUUCCUUACAGGGAUCUGAGUGGCUUCCAGAUCCCUCACUCAGGAAAGCACCUUGUCAGGAACCCUGAGUAAGAUACUUAGCCGCCUUCUCCAAGAAAGCUGUUGGGAACUGGGAAAAGCAGCUGUAACAUUUUUAUUAUUACAGUCACUUAAGGAGCUACAAUUUAGAAUUCCAUAAAGAGCUGUUAACAUGCCUCCACCAUGGGACCUGAACCUGGCCCCAGUCCUCUCCCAGGAGGGGCUCUCCUCCUAUGUACAUUAGAGGCAGGGUCUUGUUACCUAAAAAUCCCGGAAUCACCACGCGCCUAUAGAGUCUUAAGAACUUAAUGCCAUCUUCCUGUCUCUGCCUCCUGAUUGCUUUGAUUACCAUGUUCAGGGUUAUUAUUUUGUUGUUGUUGUUUUGUAUCUGUUUUUCGAGACAGGGUUUUUCUGUGGCCUUGGAGGCUGUGCUGGAACUCACUCUGUAGACCAGGCUGGCCUCAAACUCACUGAGAUCCACCCACCUCUGCCUCCCGAGUGCUGGGAUUAAAGGCAUGUGCCACCAACGUCCGGAUCGUCUUUAUUUUUUAAUCUUUGCCAUUUUUGCUUCCUUAUUUCAUAUUUACAGACGCAAAGCCUUGAACCACUGUAGUAUAUAAUAAAUAAUUUAUUUUUAUUUUUUUGUUUUUCUUAAACUAAAAAUGUCUUUACCCGCCUUGGCCUUGUCUUGGGUGUUGUAACCCUGUUUUAUUUGGAGGAAUCCUUCCCCGCAAGGUCUGUGAGGACAAUGUGCCCACGAAGCUUGCUUACCUUGCAAGGGAGUCUUUCCUUUCUGUUUCAGUGUGGACUUCAUCCUUCUCGGAAGUCCUUAGGUCCACUCUUCCCUCGGUCUGAUUUAUUUCCCAGUCCCCAUUUGGGGGCAACGAUCAAAAUCCUCCCAUUGAAGAGGAUUUUCAUAGAACAGCUGAAUCCCGCUUGGGUCAUCAGUGGCAAAAGUCCACACGUGUGUGCUUGUCUGGGCGCCAAGAGUAACUUUUGCAAACGCUGCCUCGGGAAACUCCAUGGUUCGCUGGCUGCCGCUGCACCGUAGAGAAUAUAACAAACCCCCAAAACAAGCAGGAGUGGAAAAGGCCUCUUUGAAGCGGUGAGACAUUAAAGAGUCUUUGGACGGGAAGAGACCUUGAAAGGACCUUGGGUUUACCCUGCAACUUCAGUCAAUAUCCCACCUAAAUCAUCCCAGGUAGUAGAGAAGACGAAAACCCAGCCAGGGAUUAUGUGGUAAUAUGGAAGAAGAUGGACAAAGACUGUUUAAUGGAAUAAGAAGGUGGCGACUGCGCUAAAACAUGGAUAGAUGCAAACAUGUGGGGCGGUUAAGGCUCGCCCAGGACCACUCCAUCUUGAACCCUCAGAAAUGGCGCUGUCUGGAGUGCUCCACCACGGAGUCUGCGUGGGCCUGCCUCAAGUGCUCCCACGUGGCCUGCGGCCGCUACAUUGAAGACCAUGCACUGAAACACUUUGAAGAGACCGGACACCCGCUGGCCAUGGAGGUCCGGGAUCUCUACGUGUUCUGCUACCUGUGCAAGGACUACGUGCUCAAUGACAACCCCGAGGGGGACCUGAAGCUGUUGAGAAGCUCCCUCCUGGCGGUUCAAGGCCAGAAGCAGGACCAGCCCACGAGGCGUGGGCGGAUGCUGCGGUCCACUGCUGCAGGCGAGGACGUGGUUCCACCGCAGCGCACUCCUCAGGGACAGCCGCAGAUGCUCACGGCUCUGUGGUACCGGCGUCAGCACUUGUUAGCCAAGACACUGCGACUGUGGUUUGAGAAGAGCUCCAGGGGCCGAGCGCAGCUGGAGCAGCGGCGGCGGGAGGAGGUUCUGGAGCGCAAGAAGGAGGCAGCGCGGCAGCGGAGGCGCGAGGUCAAGCGAAGGCUGCUGGAGGAGCUGGCCAGCGCACCGCCGCGGAAGAGUGCACGCCUGCUCCUGCACGCGCCUGGGCCUGUGGCCAUGCGCGCGGCUGCUCUCGCUACCUCCCGGCGCGCGCCCGCAGCUGCCCUCAAGCCACGCCGUCAGCCGGCGAUGGCCCCAGGUGUCACCGGCCUCCGCAACCUAGGCAACACCUGCUACAUGAACUCCAUCCUCCAAGUGCUCAGCCACCUCCAGAAGUUCCGGGAAUGUUUCCUGAACCUCGAUCCUUCCACCUCGGAGCACCUAUUUCCCCAAGCAACCAACGGGAAGGCUCAGCUCUCUGGUAGGCCAGCCAGCACCUCUGCCACGGAGCUGUCGGUAAGGAGCGACCGGGCCCAGGGGUGCGAACCUCAGGGCCUCUGCUGGAACAGUGGAACCUCCAUCAGUAGGAGUCUGGAACUCAUUCAGAACAAGGAACCCAGCUCAAAGCACAUUUCCCUCUGCCACGAACUGCACACCCUCUUCCGAGUCAUGUGGUCUGGGAAGUGGGCGCUGGUGUCGCCCUUUGCCAUGCUUCAUUCGGUAUGGAGCCUCAUUCCUGCCUUCCGUGGCUAUGACCAGCAGGACGCACAGGAAUUUCUCUGCGAGCUGCUGCACAAGGUGCAGCAGGAACUCGAGUCUGAGGGCUCGACGCGCCGGAUUCUCAUCCCCUUCUCCCAGAGGAAGCUCACCAAACAGGUCUUAAAGGUGGUGAAUACCAUAUUUCAUGGGCAGCUGCUCAGUCAGGUUACAUGUGUAUCAUGCAAUUAUAAAUCUAAUACCAUUGAGCCCUUUUGGGAUCUGUCCCUGGAAUUCCCUGAACGCUACCACUGCAUAGAAAAGGGGUUUGUCCCUUUGAAUCAGACAGAGUGCCUGCUCACUGAGAUGCUGGCCAAGUUUACAGAGACAGAGGCCCUGGAGGGAAGAAUCUACGCUUGUGACCAGUGUAACAGCAAGCGACGGAAAUCUAACCCAAAACCUCUUGUUCUGAGUGAAGCUAGAAAGCAGUUAAUGAUCUACAGACUACCUCAGGUCCUCCGGCUGCACCUUAAAAGAUUCAGGUGGUCUGGCCGUAAUCAUCGAGAAAAGAUUGGGGUCCAUGUCGUCUUUGACCAGGUAUUAACCAUGGAACCUUACUGCUGCAGGGACAUGCUCUCCUCUCUUGACAAAGAGACCUUUGCCUAUGAUCUCUCCGCAGUGGUCAUGCAUCACGGGAAAGGGUUUGGCUCAGGACACUACACAGCCUAUUGCUACAACACAGAGGGAGGUUUCUGGGUCCACUGCAAUGACUCAAAGCUGGAUGUGUGCAGUGUCGAGGAAGUGUGCAAAACCCAGGCCUACAUCCUUUUUUAUACUCGAAGAACAGUUCAGGGCAGUGCGAGACUCUCAGAACCCCAACUCCAAGCUCAGGUGCAGUCCAGCAGCAAGGACGAAGGCAGAACAUACACAUUCCCCUGACUAGGAGACAUGCAUCAAAAUGCCCUUACAUUUUUCCUCUUGGAUAAUAAGGCUUGCCACAGGAACAAAUUGCUGGGUUUGCCUCACUGGGCCUAGAGGAGACAAUGCCAGGUGAUUCCUGCCCUGUCAAAAAUUGGUAGUCACUUUCUUUUGAAAUCUUUUGGAAAUUCCCUCCUUUCAUAAAACAAAUCUAAAGGA